UAGGCGAGCGGCGGCGGCUCGGCCCGGCACCUGCAGCGGCGGCGGCUCCCGGGACCUGCCGCGGCUGUCCCGGUACCUGCGCCGCACUGACCCGUCUGCUGGGGCCACUUCGGCUCCAGUGAGGACUAGGAUGGUCAGCAGCCAGCCGAAGUACGAGCUGAUCCAGGAGGUGGGGCGCGGCAGCUACGGCGUGGUCUAUGAGGCGGCGGUGAAGCGCACGGGCGCCCGCGUGGCGGUCAAGAAGAUCCGCUGCCACUCGCCCGAGAAUGUGGAGCUGGCCCUGCGGGAGUUCUGGGCCCUGAGCAGCAUCCAGAGCCAGCACCCCAACGUCAUCCACCUGGAGGAGUGCAUCCUGCAGCGCGACCAGCUGGCCCAGAGGAUGAGCCACGGCUCCAGCUCGCCGCUCUACCUGGAGCUGGUGGAGACCUCCCUGAAGGGCGAGAUCACCUUCGACCCCUGCUGUGCCUACUACCUGUGGUUCGUCAUGGAUUUCUGCGACGGCGGCGACAUGAACGCCUACCUGCUGUCGCGCAAGCCCAGCCGCAAGACCAACACCAGCUUCAUGCUGCAGCUGGGCAGCGCCCUGGCCUUCCUCCACCGCAACCAGAUCAUCCACCGCGACCUCAAGCCGGACAACAUCCUCAUCUCGCAGGCGCGCACGCCGGCCGGCGCCGCCGGCGAGCCCACGCUCAAGGUGGCCGACUUCGGCCUGAGCAAGGUGUGCUCCGCCUCGGGGCUCAACCCCGAGGAGCCCGCCAGCGUCAACAAGUGCUUCCUGUCCACGGCGUGCGGCACGGACUUCUACAUGGCGCCCGAGGUGUGGGAGGGCCACUACACGGCCAAGGCGGACAUCUUCGCGCUGGGCGUGAUCAUCUGGGCCAUGGUGGAGCGCAUCACCUUCGUGGACGUGGAGACGCAGAAGGAGCUGCUGGGCAGCUACGUCCAGCAGGGCUCGGAGAUCGUGCCGCUGGGCGAGGCGCUGCUGGAGAACCCCAAGAUGGAGCUGCUGAUCCCCGCCCGGAAGAAGAGCAUGAACAGCCACAUGAAGCAGCUGAUCAGGGACAUGCUGUCGGCCAACCCGCAGGAGCGGCCGGACGCCUUCGAGCUGGAGCUCAGACUGGUCCGCAUCGCGUGCAGAGAGCUGGACUGGGACACGUGAGGGACCGGCCGGCCCCGGACGCCGCCGCCGCCGCCGCCAAGCACACAUCCGCUACAGUUCCCUCUAAAAACAACCCCACCGCCCUCCUCCCCUCCUCCACCUCCUCCUACGGGUUUUAUCGUGUUUGCGUCGGGAACAAUAACCGGUCCUCGGCUCAACCUUCAUCCACUGGGGGGGGGGGGCGGGUGUGACUCCCACUGCUGCUGCAGCUUCGUCUCAGGCUAAUCACGUCACAGCUUCCACUCUCUUCCCCACGCCGUCGCCGGAACGUGGCGGAAGAGCUAAAAACAAAAAAAAAAAAAACCAGGCCGUUGAGUUAAAAGAGCGACGGUCGGACAGCUUGUCUCCAAAUACCAUCUCGGACUCGGUGCUAAUUCUCACUAAAUGCAAUACGAGACGUCAUCCUGUGAUUUUUACAAUGUCUGUGGUGGAAUGUUUCAGAGCCGUUUACUGGCUUUGAUUAAAAAAAAACAAACAAAAACAGCUGCAGCCUGGUCGUAACCACCAGCAGAAAUCUUCACGUCGAGAUUUGAGUCUACUUUGGCAUCAAAUGCGGAAACGAACGCUCAGGUAUUAUAAAUAAAUAAACAGUACGAUGGUAUUCGUAGACAAACGUCUUCCGUCGACGUCCGUGUUGCUCAGCAGUCUUGGAGGGGGGGUGGGGGGGGAAUAGCUGCUUGUUUUUGUUUUGUUUGUUUGGUCAGCGUUUUGGAACACAUGGGUGGAGUCGGGUUUAUCAGCCAGUGGUCGCAGUUGGCAGUUUUUCUUCUUCUUCUUCUUCCCGCCCUUCUGCAGACAUCAAGAUAAGAGAACUGGUCCCUCUCACACCCCGGCCUGUUGACCAGAAUGUAUCCGGAGGAUCCAGACCCGCCUUUAUGAAGCCUUAAAAACUAGAAUACUGAACUGAACGAGCCCACAGGAUUGUGUUCAGAAACUGGUUUUCUUCAGCAGUAACGGCGAAGUGCUCGACAGACGGUCGAGAACGUAUCGAGUAAUUCAGUGAUGGUAGAUUUAAAAUUCUCUGGUGCGGCCCUGCCGAUGGAUGACUCCGUAUGGAUGCUCCUUAGCAGCGUUAGCAUCACAGUGGCUAAAGUGUUAGCAGUGAGGAAAUGAAAUCAAACAGCCUCGAUUAGUUUCCGAUAUGCCUCCACACCUGCCGAUCGCGACUAAACGAAAAAAUAAUCAGAUUACUUGACAGUGAAAAUGAUCGUUGGCUGACCUUUACUUGAUGAAUUCUAAUGGAGGCGUCUAAACGCAGAGAAAAGCUGGUGAGUCGGUUUAUCGUCUGGAUGUUUCUGCGUCGGUGUCUGAGCACAGCGUCGUCGCUGCUAAUGAAAACCAGCUCCGGGUUUCAGAAACGAGGGGUAGAAUCCGGACCACCUCUUGAUAAAGCGGCACCGGACUCAAUGUGACUUCCUAAACUCGCCUGCUCUCGGCGACGAGCGACAGCGACACGAAUCUCCACCUGAGAUCACUCAGCGACUCAUUUGGCUAAAGCACUUUCUCCAAAAACAAAAAUAAUUGACCUGUUUGUAUUUAUUCCUCUUUACUACCUGUGAUUCCGGAUAGGCAGCGAGAAGACGCUUCGCACGCCGCCCCGCCGCUCGCCGCGUUCUCUCUGACACGUCAGACGGCGGCGUUUAACUGGAUCUCCCCUCGCCGGCCGUCGCCCCCCCGGCUCGGGAUCUUACAGUAAUCCCCUUCUUCAUGCUUCCGACAGGCUAAUUCUAAGCCUAUUAAGUUGUUGCAGCGCUUGGCAGAGCAUCACGCUCCAGACCCCCGUUUUGCCUUUCAGGUCAUUCAUAACGUGUGCACUUUUUAAAAAAAAAAAAAAAAAACAAGAACCGAGUAGAACCAAACAAUCUUGGCAGGAAAUCAGACUUCCUUCAACUUGUUGCCAACAUGUUUCAAUAAGAUGGCCUUUAAUCUCCCCUCCUCCUCCCGGCUGAGCUCCAGCUGUCGUCAUGAUGCGAGGAUAAGAAUUUGCCUGCACUCUUUAUUUUGUUGUUGUUGUUGUUUCCACACUGGAGCGGCCUCGCCGGGUUUGCACUCAGACGGAAUUGGCAGACGCCGCGUUCUCACGAACCCCGUCAAGGUCCGGGAUGAAUGAGGCCUGGCGAGACGAGCCGAACCCGACGCCUUUCGCCAGGUCUGACUCAUCGGUAGUCCGUGAAAAAGAGAACGCCGCGACGGCAGUAUUAAAGAUUUGAGAAUGUGGGCGUGAGGGUCCUGCCGAGUUUGGACCGGCGGGUCGCUCGCCCGGCUCCUCCAGGCUUGAAGAGCAACCGGCGGGUAGGUGAGGUCGGCAGCGGCCACGCUUCCUCUCCGGCCUGAUCUUCCUCCGAGGUUGCCAAACCGAUGCUCUUUGUGGGGUCGUCGACGAGAUUUCACCCUCUGAUUUGUCAGUUCCUUUUUUUGCACAUGUGUAAAUACUGUAUAGGAUCGACGGGGGACGAACAAGGUUCUUGUACAUUCGGCCGCACGCGCUCCGUUUUCGAGAGCCGGGAAUCGCUGGUCGUGUAAAAUUGCUGUGACUGCUCAGAUGUUUAUUUUUAUUUUCGCCCCUCCCGGCGUCGGUCGACCGUCAAUCAUUGAAGAGAUGUGAUGUACCUACAGGUGAGUACAGUCGCUGUGCUAGUGCUAAUCGUAGAUCGGCCUCUUGUUUGUGAUGUGGUGUAAGCGAAACGCUGGUGUCCGUCGUGGGUCAGCUCCAGUCGUCCUGUCCGUCCGGUACGAGGGGGGAGGGGGGGGGGGUGGGGGGUUUCUCUGGAGACGGAACCAGUCUCCCCCGGGGGUUUUGUGGUCAUCCGUCAUGUCCACCCCGAUCCGGGGCCUUCGCGUAACGUACCAGCUGCUCCGCUACAUCCUGGAACUUGGACAUGUAAGUCACUGAGCGGAGGGAGGAAUGUUGAAACUGUUCUCAUCACACGGGUCUGCGGUAGAGGUGAGGAGGAGGCUUUUCCACUGUGACCCCGAACGGCAGGGCCUUCACACACCGGGCUAAAGGUUCAGGAACGUCUGUCCACCUUUAAAUGGGCUGUCACGGAGAAUCUGAAGAGAGAUAUUCAGUAGGCCUGCCACAAAGUUCACAAACCUUCGAGAAUUUCCUCAUUUUCUGCAUCUUUUGGACAUGGAAUGCGGUUUGAUUAAAUCCACUCAACACCACGCGGACGUCGUUGAUCCUGGUUGGAAAGUGAGCCUUUAAACCAAGGCCGGUUACCAUGAAGACGCGCCGAUUUUAUGUUUUCGUUUCAGAAAACAGCGUCCGCUUAUCAUGCCAGGCCACUAGUUGGUGCUGUUGGUUUGUUUUUGUCAUGAAACCACACACACAAGCUGCAGAGAACAAUUCACGAUCAACGUUACUAGUGGAGGAAACAGACACUCACCCAGCCAGACGAAGUUGGGUUGUUAUUCCCACCACCAAAGCUCGCCCUGCGUUCUACAGUCUGCGCUGACGAACCGUUUAGGUGGCUGCAGGUGGAGCUCUUUAACUCUUCUUAGCUCAUAUGGCUCACAGCAACAGAUGAGUCUUGUGAAAACCUAUUCAGACCCAGAUUUGCCAACUCCUGACUCCAAUCAGCGUUUAUUAGCUUAGCAUUGCACUCACUUUUUCCACCUGCAUAAAGUUUAAUAGAUAAACUUGAGAAACCUGAAGAAUUAUGACCUGGAUGAAGAAAAGAAAAAUCCCGUUUUAUGACCACUGAAUGCAGAAAAAGCUGGAAAAUUGAACCAAUGAAGGAGGGACUCGCUGAACAAUACCAGAUUUAAAAGUGUUGUUUUUGCAGGUGAACGAGAUAAACCCCGGUUUGUGAAGGCCUUCAGCCGUUUGUUACGCCUUUAAUGACAGGAGAGAUUUGCUGCUACGUCGGAUCCAUCCAGCUCGCUACGCACACCGCCACUUGAAGUCAUCGUUUGGCUCGUUUACGCCUGGGAGCCGAGGUUUCCGCGACACAGAGCUAGCUGCAGACCGCUGCUGCCCUCCACACUGCCUGUAGAAAACUGCUGCUCACAUGCAUGAGAAUGAAACUUUCACCAGUCUGCUGCUGUUUGAUGAUGGGUGGACGUAAUGAAACGCCAAGAGAGUGGAGACACCACACGGUCCUUCACUCUGUUGGUACAAAGAAAACAGACAGAAAGACAUUUUCUGAACGAAUGUAGACUUGAACAGCUGCCGAUAUGAUUGAGAUGCUUUAACAAUUGGGUUUUGAGUGUAAGCCUGAUGGCGUGAUGCUGGAGGAAAAUGAAAUCUGCUUGUUUACCUCAGGAUUUAAGAGUUUCAAACCUGAAUUCCUCACUCUAGGGUGUUUCUAACUGAGGGUAUUUACCACUUUGACAAUCCAAAUUUGUGCUGCAUUUACUUAAGACCAUGCUCGUUUUACCUCUUCUUUUGUUUUGGAAGAAAAAAAUAAAUGCAGAUUUAGUAAAGAUUCUGUGUGAAAACAGAUACAUUUAAUGUGAAUCUCUACAGUUGUCCAGGAUGCAGGAAUAAUCUCAUUGAGUCGAACAUUGGAUCUUAAACCGUCUAACCAGGAACUGUCACUCAACACAAGUAGCGUAUUUCCAUCUGUAUCCCUGAGGAGGACACGUGACCAGGAGGACCACUUCCUGGUUUCUUGUGUUAACAGGUGAUGAUUGUCAUCUGCGUGGGAUACAGGACUUUGGUGAAGUUGUAAUGAUUUUCACAGAUUGGGACGUCCGACAUCUCGGGUAGAGAUUUCCUGAUUAUGCAAUCAACACGGGAGACUGUGUCUUCAAGAUGCAAAGGAUUAUGGGAACUCCAGAUCCAAAGCAGUGACUUUAGUGAUACUGCAGUGAAUAAAGUGAGAUUAUUAGACAUCUUGGUUGCGGGUUUGUAAUAUGCAGACGGUCCCUGAACUCUGGCUGCACAUAGAGAUCAGUGUUAUUCCUGCUGCUCCAGAGACGGAUUCUUCCUGUUAAUUACCGUACUUUUUUUUUUUUUUUUUUUUUAACAGAAUUAUUGAUGCUAACAGUCCCAAUCUGUGGACACCAAAGUCUUGUAUCCUGUGAGAAACUAGAACUUGUUUUCUCUUGACUUGUCCCUUCAGGGGCCCUUAAUUAUCUGACAUGAAAUUUUAAAGUAAAAAAAAUCACUGAAUUUUAGUGAAUAAGGCGCCAAGCUAAUUAAACUGGCUUCUAAU
Salarias fasciatus (jewelled blenny) is the source of this 6318-nucleotide messenger RNA. RefSeq names its product PDLIM1 interacting kinase 1 like (gene pdik1l). Lineage: Eukaryota; Metazoa; Chordata; Actinopteri; Blenniiformes; Blenniidae. The transcript has 3 exons. Gene Ontology annotation, cellular component: cytoplasm; nucleus. The record is from RefSeq and is a predicted model, not a curated record. Gene Ontology annotation, biological process: negative regulation of G2/MI transition of meiotic cell cycle; protein phosphorylation. Gene Ontology annotation, molecular function: protein kinase activity; ATP binding. Bases 131 to 1159 code for a protein of 342 amino acids.